UCCCCGUCGCCGGCCUCCCGGAGUGCCUGAAGCUUUGCUGUCCCCCGCCCGCCUAGAGCCCGGCGCUCCGCAGGGGCGCGAUGAGCGUGGCGGCGACCCCGCGCUGCUCGAGGCUGCCAAAUCCCCAUGUCUCAUCCAGAUAUGCUGAUUGUCAAUCUCCAAACCACGAGGACUUGACUCCUCUGCCUUCUAUCAGUGAGCGCUUGGCCCGUCUCCAUCCUUCCCGGGAGUUGCUGGAAUACUACCGCAAGAAGAUUGCUGACUUUGAUGAGGAACAGGAGGAUUUGGUAAAAAGGCUGGAGAGGUACAAAGAAACGUAUGAUGAUCAGCACAAGUUGCAAUGGGAAGUCCGUCAGCUGGAAGAGGAGAUUUCAAAGUUACAGAAGGCUUUGAGUGAUAUGCAAGUCUACCUCUUCCAGGAGAGGGAACAUGUCCUUCGUCUUCACUCAGAGAACGACCGGCUGAAAAUCAGGGAAUUGGAGGAUAGAAAAAAAAUUCAGCAUCUACUGACUGUAAUGGGAGCAGAUGAGGAAGUUACAUAUUUUCACAAGGAGCCUCCACAUAAGGUUACUGUUCUGCAAAGGCCAGCAGAGUCAUGUGAACAAGAUGAUGCUUCUAACCCAGGUAUCGAGAGGAACACUUCAAAAGAAACUGCGCAAAGAGAAAAAACAGAAAGUCCUGAGAGAUACCAGAGUGAUAGUCAAACACUUCUACUACAGGUCCAGGCCUUGCAAGCUCAGAUAGAAGAACAGACACGAUUAUCCAAAGAACAGAUCGAGGCACUACUAGAGGACAGGCGAAUUCACGUGGAGGAAGCUGAGGUCCAGCAUCAGAGGGACCAGGAGAAGAUCAAAGCUGUAACAGAUAAGCUCCAAAAGACCCAAAAUCUCUUAUAUGAGAGUACUCGUGACUAUCUCCAGCUCAAGUUUGAUGCCAGAGCCAAUGAGAAAGCAUGGAUGGCAGAGAAGGACUGUCUCUUGAGGCAACUUGGCAGAAAUCUGGAUCAACUUGUGUUCAGCACUGAGUCAGGACAAAAGAAGCAUAAAGGUACCAAGAAGAUGCUUCGAGCAGAUGAUGGAGCUUCAAAACUCCAAAGCAAAGAAAUAAAGUCACUGCAGGAAAAGCUAAUGCAGGAACAACACCUAUCACACAUGUACAGAGAGCAGUGUGUCGCCCUGGAAGGCGAGCUGGCUAAGAUUCGUGAGGAGAGAGAUGCUGGCAAAGAACUCUUUAAGGAACGCUCAGAAAAGAUGGGGAAGCGCCUGAAGCUGAUGACUCAGCGAUGUGAGGCCCUGGAACAACGUCGUAAUAUGGAAGUAGAAGGCUUCAAGAAUGACAUUAAACAGCUUCAGCAGAAACUGAAAGAUGUAGAGAGGCAGAUUUACAAGGUAGCAGUGACUCUGAAUAUGGGACCAGGCCAGGAUAUUGCAGUUUUACGCGAGGUCCGCCAAGGAAACAGACUAACACGUAAAAUUCAAGGAGAGCUAAAAGACUUAAAAGCAAAAAUCUACUGUUUAGAGAAUGAGCUACGGAUCUGCUGAGGCUGAACUGUUAGCUGACAUCCUAGUUUUAUCAAUGAGACACUGCUAAGUGGAAUGCAAGAGCAGCUCCUGCUUGUCUGUUUCCUGGCAUCCAUCAACAGAAGGUUUGAGGAAAUCUGCAGUUUAUGUCAUAACAGCAUACAUGAGUCGUUCCCAGAGUGCCAGAUUAUAAGGCUGUUUCAGCUGAGACAUGGCACCUGAUAAGACUGACAUAGAGAGUACAUGAUGACUGAUACAUCA
This is a messenger RNA of Empidonax traillii (willow flycatcher), 1781 nucleotides long. It is a transcript of the gene CCDC77, whose product is annotated as coiled-coil domain containing 77. Gene Ontology annotation, cellular component: centrosome. The transcript is spliced from 11 exons. The record is from RefSeq and is a predicted model, not a curated record. The coding region runs from base 81 to 1541 and encodes 486 amino acids. Lineage: Eukaryota; Metazoa; Chordata; Aves; Passeriformes; Tyrannidae.